UGGAUAUAAAUAAAUGCGGCCGUGCUGAGUCAGUUCCAACUGCAGAGCAGGAAGUGGGAAAGCGGAGAAGAGAGCAGAGAAGAUGAAUGAUGUGGAGGAAGAGGAGGACAGAGCAGAGUCUCCAGGAUCCAUCUGUCUGUCUAUGAAGAGUGACUGGUCCAAAGGUCUUCCUCCAAAGUUCAGUGAUGAACCUGGACCCUCAGACACAAACUGUCUGUCUAUGAAGAGUGACCUGUCCAAAGAUGAACCUCCAUUCUUCAGUAAUGAACCUGGACCCUCAGACACAAAAGAGAAGAAGAGGAGCAGUGGUGUUUGUGAGGAGGAGCAGCUGUCCUGCUGUUCUUUGUGUCAGGACGUCCUGAAGGAUCCAGUCUCUACCAGCUGUGGACACUGGUUCUGCAGACAGUGCAUCACCUCAUACUGGGACCAGUCUGGUUCAUCAGGAGACUCCUCCUGUCCCCAGUGUGGACAAAGAUCCAGACCAGGACCUGGACUGCAGACAGCCAGUCAGACCAGCACUGUACAAACAGAUAGUGGUCUGCAGGAGGUUUUAGAUGAACAUCAGAUCAGUCUGAGGAGGAGAUGUGAACGUGUGACUGAAGGAACUGAUGGAACAGGAAGUAGAACCCUCCUCAACAGGAUCUACACUGAGCUCUACAUCACAGAGGGACAGAGUGAAGAGGUUAAUACCCAACAUGAGGUGAGGCAGCUGGAGACAGCUUCCAAGAAGAAGACCCUCCAUGACACUCCAAUCAGGUACCAGGACAUCUUUAAAGCCUUACCUGACCAACAGAGACACAUCAGAGUGGUUCUGACCAACGGUGUCGCUGGUGUUGGAAAAACCUUCUCAGUGCAGAAGUUCACUCUGGACUGGGCAGAGGGCUUGGAAAACCAAGAUGUCAGUCUGCUGGUUCUGCUUUCGUUCAGGGAGCUGAACCUGAUCAGAGAUGAGCAGUACAGUCUUCUCACGCUGCUCCAUGUUUUCCAUCCAACAUUACAGAAGGUCACAGCAGAGAAGCUGGCUGUCUGUAAAGUUCUGUUCAUCUUUGACGGCCUGGAUGAAAGCAGACUUUCACUGGAUUUCAACAACAGGAAGGUUGUGUCUGACGUCACACAGAAGUCAUCAGUCAACGAGCUGCUGACAAACCUCAUCCAGGGGAAUCUGCUUCCCUCGGCUCUGGUCUGGAUAACUUCCAGACCUGCAGCGGCCAAUCAGAUCCCUCCUUCAUGUGUUGACAGGGUAACAGAAGUACGAGGCUUCACUGACCCACAGAAGGAGGAGUACUUCAGGAGGAGAUCCAGUGAUGAAGAGCUGUCCAACAGAACCAUCUCACACAUCAAGACCUCCAGGAGCCUCCACAUCAUGUGUGGAGUCCCAGUCUUCUGCUGGAUCACUGCUACAGUUCUGGAGCACAUGUUGACUACAGAGCAGAGAGGAGAGCUGCCCAAGACCAUGACUGACCUGUUCUCACACUUCCUGCUGGUUCAGACAAAGAGGAAGAAGAACAAGUACCAUGAGGGACAUGAGACGAGUCCACAGGAGCUGACGGAGGCUGACAGGGAAGUUCUUCUGAAGCUGGGGAGGCUGGCGUUUGAACAUCUGGAGAAAGGAAACAUCAUGUUCUACCAAGAAGACCUGGAGCAGUGUGGUCUUGAUGUGACAGAGGCCUUGGUGUACUCAGGAGUUUGUACAGAGAUCUUCAAAAGAGAGAGUGUGAUCUUCCAGAAAACAGUCUACUGCUUUGUUCAUCUGAGCGUUCAGGAGUUUCUGGCUGCAGUCUACAUGUUCCACUGUUUCACCAACAGGAAGACACAGGUACUGAAGGACUUCCUGGGAGAAGACGGGGAACAUGAAAACUUUGAUUCAAGUAUGGAUGAUGAUGAUGAUUAUGAUGACGACGACGAUGAUGAUUAUGAUGAUGAUGAUGAUGAUGAUGAUGAUGAUGAUGAUGAUGAUGAUGAUGAUUGCCCAGGUCCAUCUCUGGAUGUCUUCCUGAGGAGAGCCAUGGAGAAAUCCCUCAAAAGUAAAAAUGGCCACCUGGACCUGUUUGCUCGCUUCCUUCAUGGCCUCUUUCUGGAGUCCAACCAGAGUCUCUUAGGAGGUCUGCUGGGUCAGACAGAGAACAGUCCAGAAAUCAUCCAGAGAGCCAUCAACAACCUGAAGGAGAUGAACACUCACAGAAUCUCUCCUGACAGAAGCAUCAACAUCUUCCACUGUCUGAUGGAGAUGAACGACCACUCAGUUCAUCAGGAGAUCCAAGAGUUCCUGAAGUCAGAGAACAGAUCAGAGCAGAGACUCUCUGAGAUCCAGUGCUCAGCUCUGGCCUACAUGCUGCAGAUGUCAGAGGAGGUUCUGGAUGAGUUGGACCUGGAGAAGUACAACACAUCAGUGGAGGGACGACAGAGACUGAUCCCAGCUGUGAGGAACUGCAGGAAGGCUCGAUUUUCUAGCUGUGGACUCUCAGAGACUCACUGUGAACUCCUGGCCUCGGCUCUGAAGUCCAACCCCUCCCAUCUGAGAGAACUGGAUCUAAGCAGAAAUUAUCUGCAGCAUUUAGGAAUGAAGUUGCUGUCUGCUGGAUUAAAGAGUCCACAUUGUGGACUGGAGACUCUGAGGCUUGAUAAAUGUGAACUGUCAGAGAGCUGCUGUGUCCUUCUGGCCUUAGCGCUUAAGUCCAACCCCUACCAUCUGAAAGAACUGGAUCUCAGUCACAACUCUCUGCAGGACGCUGGAGUAAAACGGUUGUCUGCUGAACUGGAGAGUUCAGAUUCCUGUCUGGAAACUUUGAGGUUGAGGUGCUGUAGCAUGACAGAGAUCAGCUGUUCUUCUCUGGUCUCAGCUCUGAAGUCCAACCCUUCCCAUCUGAGAGAACUGGACCUGAGAGACAACAACCUGAAGGAUUCAGGAGUGAAGGAGCUGUGUGGUUUUCUGCAGAGUCCAGACUGUAGACUGGAGACUCUGAGGUUGAGUCGCUGCAGUUUGUCAGAGAUCAGCUGUUCUUCUCUGGUCUCAGCUCUGAAGUCCAACCCCUCCCAUCUGAGAGACCUGGACCUGAGUCACAACAAGCUGAAGGAUUCAGGAGUGAAGGAUCUGUGUGGUUUUCUACAGAGUCCAGACUGUAGACUGGAGACUCUGAGGUUGUCAAAGUGCUCUGUCACACAUGAAAGGUGUGUUUGUCUGGCCUCAGUUCUGAAGUCUGGAUCCUCCCAUCUGAGAGAACUGGACCUGAGCAGAAACAAGUUGAAAGAUUUAGGAGUGAGGAAGCUGUGUUUUGGACUGAAUAGUACCAACUGCAGACUGGAGACUCUUGGGCUUCGAGGCUGUGGGCUGUCAGAGAUCAGCUGUUCUUCUCUGGUCUCAGCUCUGAAGUCCAACCCCUCCCAUCUGAGAGAACUGGACCUGAGUGAAAACUGGGACCUGAAGGAUUCAGGAGUGAAGGAGCUGUGUGGUUUUCUGCAGAGUCCAGACUGUAGACUGGAGACUCUGAGGUUGAAGAACUGCAGGUUGUCAGAGAUCAGCUGUUCUUCUCUGGUCUCAGCUCUGAAGUCCAACCCCUCCCGUCUGAGAAAACUGGACCUGAGUGGCAACUCCAACCUGCAGGAUUCAGGAGUGAAGGAGCUGUGUGGUUUUCUACAGAGUCCAGACUGUAGACUGGAGACUCUGAGGUUGAAGAACUGCAGUUUGUCAGAGAUCAGCUGUUCUUCUCUGGUCUCAGCUCUGAAGUCCAACCCCUCCCGUCUGAGAGACCUGGACCUGAGUAACAACUGGUACCUGCAGGAUUCAGGAGUGAAGGAGCUGUGUGGUUUUCUGCAGAGUCCAGACUGUAGACUGGAGACUCUGAGGUUGGAGUCCUGCAGUUUGUCAGAGAUCAGCUGUUCUUCUCUGGGCUCAGCUCUGAAGUCCAACCCCUCCCAUCUGAGAGAACUGGACCUGAGUCACAACCACAACCUGUAUGAUUCAGGAGUGGAGGAGCUGCGUGGUUUUCUGCAGAGUCCAGACUGUAGACUGGAGACUCUGAGGUUGGAGUCCUGCAGUUUGUCAGAGAUCAGCUGUUCUUCUCUGGGCUCAGCUCUGAAGUCCAACCCCUCCCAUCUGAGAGAACUGAACCUGAGUCACAACCACAACCUGUAUGAUUCAGGAGUGGAGGAGCUGUGUGGUUUUCUGCAGAGUCCAGACUGUAGACUGGAGACUCUGAGGUUGAAGAACUGCAGUUUGUCAGAGAUCAGCUGUUCUUCUCUGGUCUCAGCUCUGAAGUCCAACCCCUCCCAUCUGAGAGACCUGGACCUGAGUCACAACCACAACCUGUAUGAUUCAGGAGUGGAGGAGCUGCGUGGUUUUCUGCAGAGUCCAGACUGUAGACUGGAGACUCUGAGGUUGAAGAACUGCAGUUUGUCAGAGAUCAGCUGUUCUUCUCUGGCCUCAGCUCUGAAGUCCAACCCCUCCCGUCUGAGAGACCUGGACCUGAGUAACAACUGGUACCUGCAGGAUUCAGGAGUGAAGGAGCUGUGUGGUUUUCUGCAGAGUCCAGACUGUAGACUGGAGACUCUGAGGUUGGAGUCCUGCAGUUUGUCAGAGAUCAGCUGUUCUUCUCUGGUCUCAGCUCUGAAGUCCAACCCCUCCCAUCUGAGAGAACUGGACCUGAGUCACAACCACAACCUGUAUGAUUCAGGAGUGGAGGAGCUGCGUGGUUUUCUGCAGAGUCCAGACUGUAGACUGGAGACUCUGAGGUUGGAGUCCUGCAGUUUGUCAGAGAUCAGCUCUUCUUCUCUGGGCUCAGCUCUGAAGUCCAACCCCUCCCAUCUGAGAGACCUGGACCUGAGUCACAACUCCAACCUGCAGGAUUCAGGAGUGAAGGAGCUGUGUGGUUUUCCAGACUGUAGACUGGAGACUCUGAGGUUGGAGUCCAGCAGGUUGUCAGAGAUCAGCUCUUCUUCUCUGGUCUCAGCUCUGAAGUCCAACCCCUCCCAUCUGAGAGACCUGGACCUGAGUCACAACUCCAACCUGCAGGAUUCAGGAGUGAAGGAGCUGUGUGGUUUUCUGCAGAGUCCAGACUGUAGACUGGAGACUCUGAGGUUGAUGAACUGCAGUUUGUCAGAGAUCAGCUGUUCUUCUCUGGUCUCAGCUCUGAGGUCCAACCCCUCCCAUCUGAGAGAACUGGACCUGAGUCACAACCACAACCUGUAUGAUUCAGGAGUGAAGGAGCUGCGUGGUUUUCUGCAGAGUCCAGACUGUAGACUGGAGACUCUGAGGUUGAGUCACUGCAGUUUGUCAGAGAUCAGCUGUUCUUCUCUGGUCUCAGCUCUGAAGUCCAACCCCUCCCAUCUGAGAGACCUGGACCUGAGUCACAACUGGAAGCUGCAGGAUUCAGGAGUGAAGGACCUGUGUGGUUUUCUGCAGAGUCCAGACUGUAGACUGGAGACUCUGAGGUUGAAGAACUGCAGUUUGUCAAAGAUCAGCUGUUCUUCUCUGGGCUCAGCUCUGAAGUCCAACCCCUCCCGUCUGAGAGACCUGGACCUGAGUGAGAACAACCUGAAGGAUUCAGGAGUGAAGGAGCUGCGUGGUUUUCUACAGAGUCCAGACUGUAGACUGGAGACUCUGAGGUUGAAGAACUGCAGGUUGUCAGAGAUCAGCUGUUCUUCUCUGGUCUCAGCUCUGAAGUCCAACCCCUCCCAUCUGAGAGACCUGGACCUGAGUCUCAACAACCUGUAUGAUUCAGGAGUGGAGGAGCUGUGUGGUUUUCUACAGAGUCCAGACUGUAGACUGGAGACUCUGAGGUUGAGUCGCUGCAGUUUGUCAGAGAUCAGCUGUUCUUCUCUGGUCUCAGCUCUGAAGUCCAACCCCUCCCAUCUGAGAGAACUGGACCUGAGUGAAAACUGGGACCUGAAGGAUUCAGGAGUGAAGAAGCUGUGUGGUUUUCUGCAGAGUCCAGACUGUAGACUGGAGACUCUGAGGUUGAGUCUCUGCAGUUUGUCAGAGAUCAGCUGUUCUUCUCUGGUCUCAGCUCUGAAGUCCAACCCCUCCCAUCUGAGAGAACUGGACCUGAGCAGAAACGACCUGAAGGAUUCAGGAGUGAAGGAGCUGUGUGGUUUUCUGCAGAGUCCAGACUACAGACUGGAGACUCUGAGGAAAUAAAGUGCUGAGUCAUCAAGGUGAGAGUCUGUGACUGGUCCAUGUUAGUGGGAGAUAACAAGUCUGAACUGAUCUGAGAACAGCUCCACUGUCAGACACAGAGUCCAGUCCACCAUCAUCCCUGCAGUGGAGUUCAGAGAGGAGCAGUGAAGCUGAUCUGAACAACAUCGUACCAACACUCUACAUUAGUUUUUCCUUCAAGUUGUCCCUGUGUACUUCCUGUUCUUUACUGACUGACUGAUUAAUAUAUACAGUAUACGUAGCACACAGCCUCCCACAGGAGCAUAUUACAUGUAUAACAUACAGUAGUACAACAAGCAGAUAACAGCAGAUAUCAGAGAGUCUUACAGAGUAAAUACACAGAACAUUCAGUUCCUCUGUGUCUGUGUUUGUACGCUGUGAAGCAUGAAAGACUUCUUGUAUAUUCCAGCUGACUGUCAUGAUCCUGAAUCAACAACCAGAGCAGAGCAGCUCAGACUGAGAGUGGUGUGUGUGAGGGAUCUAACAUGUUCAGCUUUCUUUUGUACAGAACCAUUCAAUAUAUAGUAAAGGUGUUUUAUGACUCACCAUCAUCUUCUCUGCAGUUUUAACUCAGAGAGUUUUUCAUCUUUAAAGUUUAGUUGCCGUAUCAAGCUGUUACAUUAAAUGUGAAGAUGCUUUCAGCCAGUCUGUAUGAUGGUGUGUAUUCUAUGUGAUGGCUAAUGCUGAAACUGAAAAUGUUCUGCUUUUUCUACAAGAAGAAAAACUAUUAAUUUUUGACUGGUGUUCACGUCACUUUAUUUCUGUACAUGUGAGAUUUUUCCUUCCAAUAUAUUUUUUAAGGAAUCAAUAAUAAAUAAGUAGCUGGUGAGUGAAAGAAUCGAUCCUGUCCUAUCGGUCCGUCCGUCCUCAGACUGUACUUCUGUCUCUGACACUGAUUCUUUGUUCAGAGAUGUUUGACCUUUAAAUAAAGUAUAACUUCA
Messenger RNA from Lates calcarifer (barramundi perch), 7092 nucleotides. Its product is annotated as NACHT, LRR and PYD domains-containing protein 12. Gene Ontology annotation, molecular function: protein binding. Bases 83 to 6133 code for a protein of 2016 amino acids. The record is from RefSeq and is a predicted model, not a curated record. The transcript has 27 exons. NCBI's taxonomy places the organism in Eukaryota, Metazoa, Chordata, Actinopteri, Centropomidae.